This is a messenger RNA of Pisolithus orientalis, 1285 nucleotides long. RefSeq lists its product as uncharacterized. The record is from RefSeq and is a predicted model, not a curated record. NCBI's taxonomy places the organism in Eukaryota, Fungi, Basidiomycota, Agaricomycetes, Boletales, Pisolithaceae. Gene Ontology annotation, molecular function: protein binding. The transcript has 3 exons. The coding region runs from base 346 to 1236 and encodes 296 amino acids.
UUUUCAACCUUUUUACUUCAUGCUACGUGUAUACACUACACUAUGUCCAUCAAUGUCACGCGGUGGGGGGUUGUAGUGCGUUCUGCCGCCAAGCCUUAGUUGCAGACGUCGGGGUUAUGUAAGCAACCGCCUGCACUGAACUCGCUGGCGACAGUUGGUACGUUCGUUCCAUGGCUAACUUCAACUCCCUACCGCCAAGCGCCAAAUCACUGAUGCAGCGACGCAUUUGGGAAAUGAACAUCAGGCUUGACCCAAAACCCUAAUUCCGUCAUACGUAUAGUACUCGUGACGCUGUGGUGACGAGCAAGCAGCCUUGGACCCCACGCUAUCAUCUAGUUCUCCAGAAUGGCUCACGAAACAACGGAUUCAAAAGAGCAUCUCGAUCCCUGGUUUGACGAUGGAAACAUCGUCCUUAUAGCAGGAGGGAAAUCCUUCAAGGUUUACCGGGGAACGUUGUCGGUGCAUUCACCGAUCUUCAAAGACAUGUUUGAAUGUCCACAACCUGCCGAUCAAGAGGAAACGAUUGAAGGAUGCGCUGUCGUUCGCCUUCAGGAUUCCGCCAGUGACGUUCGACAUGUCCUCAGAGCGCUAUUUCAUGGCGAGUACAUUGCUUCCUCUCAGUCAAUGCCUAUGAGCGUUGCGACUGCUCUGCUCCGUCUGGGCAAGAAGUACGAAAUCAAACUUCUCUUCGACUGUGUGUCUAGCAGAGUGAAGGAAUGCUACCCUUCGGAAUUGCUUCCGAAUUCCGGCCCAGUACGCUUCGAAGGAACCCUAAUCACCGAACGUGACCCCCUGGACUUCCAGCUACUCAAUAUAAUUCGCGAAGUUGGAUUGCUCACAGUCCUUCCCAUGGCACUCUACGCUUGUGCCUUCUCGACAGAAAUUGAGAAGCUUCUGGACGGAGCGUGUAUGAUUGCCAGAGAUAGGCGCCCAGAGCUCGCCAAACGUGUAUUCACAAGCUCAAGCCACAGGAUCUUUCCGAGAUCGGACGACUACUGCUUCUUGGAGAAUACCACCUGUCUGCUAUGCCGCUCACGGUGUUCCGCAACGUCCCCUUCCACCGAUCCCUUGGUUGCAUGGGAUCCUGAUUGGAAUCGUAGGUUCUGCAAAGCCUGCGUCGAAGACUUAAAGUCGCGGUACCAUAGGUACAGGAAGGAUGCAUUUCUCUACCUGCCAUGGAUGUUCGAUGUGGGACCAAACUGGGAUCAGGUCCGCAAAGAUGAGGCGAGUAUCUGAGCAUUGACCGGAAAGUGUUCUAUGUUUGGGAGCGGAAACCCUUACUCGA